AUGCGCCUGUGCGUAUUUCUGACGGCUAAAAACGUCAGUACAAACCGAUUCCCAUUGACUGGGCGAGAAAAAAUCAAUCUUCCUCGCGCAAGAGAGUUAUUUCCAGCUGAUCCCGUUGUGAGCAAUCACGGACGGCAAAUUUCCUGCGGGAGAAUGGCCAAAAAACAAACGCUCGUUCUGCUAGGGUACGAAGAUGAACUGAUUGCGGAAAAGGACCGUCCCUAUCUGUCCUACACGACAAACAAAAUCGGUGGCCAUGCGGACUGGCCUGCUGGUGCGAUAGAGGUUCAACCGUGCAUUUUCUGUGGCCAGCAAAGGCCAUUGAUCGUGCAGAUCUAUGCGCCGUUGGAUGAUUCGCAGUUUCAUCGUACGUUGUACGUGUUUGCGUGUUUAAAUGCACCCUGUUCGACACAGUCCCAGGCGUGGACAUGCGUGAGAAUACAGUCGCUGGAAAAGAGCUCACCGGGAGCGGAUGGUAUUAUGGAAAUACGGUCGGGCAAGGCGUUUCCGAAGGAUACUACGAUAUCGUGGUGUAGCGGUGCUGACGAUUGGGGUGAAGACGGACAGGAGGAUAUGGACGUGCGGGAGGGCUUCAGUACCACCACCUUUAUGCGGGUUGAUACAAGCAGUGUUGCGGCGGAACAGCUGUUGAACGAGGAAAAUGGCAAUGUGAUUCAGUACGAGAAGGUAUCCGACGAGGAUGACGAAAGUAAUUCGAUGGAUGCGGAACCUAUACCUGGGUUCGAAAAACUGCGAGUGGACGAAACGAAUGCAAAUGCUCGCGGCGAUGGUAGACCUUCCGGAGCAACUGGAGGGGCAGAACUAAUCGAUAAUCUCUACACGACGAGAGCGUCGGCCGAGAUCGAAGGGCUAGAAGCGGAGGUGGUCGUCGUGGACACGCCCGUGUCACCAAAACGUGAUUUAAUUGCUCUGUUGAAACAGCCUCAGGUUGUGCCACGAAGCAUUGGAGACGUAACGCUGCGGGGACUGUACAUCAGCGUAGAUGAAGAGCGGUACGCCGCACCACUCGCUUCCGAUCACGUUCGAGAACUACUCGCCGAGUAUCAGCGACAUGAGGAAGUGAAAACUAGCCCCGAUAGUCCUUUGGAGAAUGCCGCUUCGGGAACUAAGCCGCUGUCGAAAGCAAACCAUGACCAAGAACUGUACGAGAAAGGCAUUCCAAUGCACGGCGAUCUGAUGUUCCAUUCGUUUCUAACCAAGCUGCAGGAGAACCCGGGACAGUUGCUUCGCUAUUCGCGUAACGCCUUACCGUUGCUGAUUGCACCGAUCAAGGAAAUCGCCAUACCACCCCACUGUCAGUACUGCAAAAAUGAAAUGAUCUGUGAAAUUCAGCUGCUUCCGACUAUGAUCGAAAAGCUGCGGUUCGAGAUGAAUGAAGAGCGAGUGCCGAUAGACUUUGGAAACGUGCUCGUGUGGACGUGCGGCAAAAGCUGCUGGGAUACACCGGACAAAAUGCGUCAAGAGCUUGUGUUGGUACAAAACGAAGCUUAA
Messenger RNA from Anopheles marshallii, 1512 nucleotides. RefSeq names its product programmed cell death protein 2-like (gene trus). The record is from RefSeq and is a predicted model, not a curated record. NCBI's taxonomy places the organism in Eukaryota, Metazoa, Arthropoda, Insecta, Diptera, Culicidae. Gene Ontology annotation, cellular component: cytoplasm.